UGGCUGCUAUCUCAAGUGAUUAACUCUUUUGAUGACGUCAAGUUUGAAGCUGCCAGCGUUUUAGCUGAAUUAUAUGAACAACAGAAUCAAAUCUCUUUGUCGAAGCCCAUACUGCGUAAGGCCAUUGAGUUGUCACAACAUAAUGUUUAUUGGCAUUGUAGACUGAUUUUUCAGUUGGCACAAAUUCAUGCAACUGAAAAGGAUUAUACGCUGGCUAGCAGUUUAUUAGGAGUUGGAGUAGAUUAUGCAUAUAUAUCUAAUGCCUCUUAUACCCGAGUUUUGUUUUUAUUAAGUAAGGGAAUGCUCCUCUUAAUCGACAAAAAGUUGCAAGAAGUCCAACCUGUAUUGAAUCAAGCUGGACACGUAAUCGAAACGUGGACUGGUGCAGUUUAUCAGAAAGAAUAUCUAAAAGUGUAUUUUUUGGUUUUACAGGUGUGUCAUUAUCUUAUGGCAGGACAGGUGAAAAGUGUCAAACCUUGCUUGAAACAGCUUCAGCAGAGUAUUCAAACGAUUAUGGCCACGGAUGACGUUUUUAUGGGACCCAGUGCAGGUGAUAUGUUCUUGUGGAUGCCCAAAGAACAUCUCUAUGUUUUAGUAUAUUUGGUGACCGUAAUGCAUAGCAUGCAGGCUGGAUACAUGGAGAAAGCUCAGAAGUAUACAGAUAAAGCUUUGAUGCAAAUUGAAAAGUUGAAAAUUGUGGACAAUAAACCCAUACUCUCAGUAUUUCAGCUCAUGUUAUUGGAGCAUAUUAUUAUGUGUCGUUUGGUUAUGGGUAAUAAAACUCAAGCACUCCAAGAAAUAUCAUCAGCAUCAGCACUCUGUAAGCAAUGCCCACGUUUGUUGGAAACACAUGGUCCUCAGUUACAUACUUUACUUGGAUUAUAUGCGAUGAGUAUGAAUUGUAUGGAAGCUGCAGAAGCACAAUUUAUCGCUGCACUAUCUACAUCCCGUGAAAGAGAAUUGUGGACUUUUGCGAAUUUAAACCUUGCUAUUGUUUAUUUGAGAGGUAAACGAGAGGCAGAUUUCAAUGCACUUCAUGACAGGAUCAACCCAGAAAGCUUACCAUCACAUUCUCAUAGUUUGAGAGCCGCUGCUUACUAUGUCCAAGGUCUUCAAGCAUUUUUUCAGGGUAGAUACAAUGAAGCUAAGAGAUAUCUCAGAGAAACUUUAAAGAUGGCAAACGCUGAGGAUUUGAAUAGACUGACGUCUUGUUCUCUCGUUCUGCUUGGCCAUAUAUUUUUAUCACUGGGAAAUAGUAGAGAGAGUAUGAAUAUGGUUACACCUGCUAUGCAAUUAGCUAGCAAGAUACCUGAUGUGCAUGUGCAGUUAUGGGCAUCUGCCAUUCUGAAAGAUUUACACCGCAUUUGUGGGGAUUCCCAGAGAGAAAAUGAAGCAUAUCAAAGACAUGUCAAUUUUUCGCAGAUGUUACUUAGUGAUCAUUUUCAAGCAUCCCAAAUGUCCGAUCAUAACUUAAUUUUGUGGACCCAGGGCAACUUUCCGAUUAAUACUUCAAAUUCUCCGAAUACUUCCACAGAAUUAUUAUAGGAUUGGUUAUAUUGAAUAUUCUUCCAAAAAAU
Messenger RNA from Leptinotarsa decemlineata (Colorado potato beetle), 1577 nucleotides. RefSeq names its product Mau2 sister chromatid cohesion factor (gene Mau2). The record is from RefSeq and is a predicted model, not a curated record. Gene Ontology annotation, molecular function: protein binding. Gene Ontology annotation, biological process: mitotic sister chromatid cohesion. Lineage: Eukaryota; Metazoa; Arthropoda; Insecta; Coleoptera; Chrysomelidae.